AUGGAUGGGUGGCGAAGGCAGAUACUCGACGAAUACGGCUUCAAGACGUUCCGGCUACGGCUAGGCGUGCCGGCUUUGGACGCGGCGAUAGGCCCUCUACAAAGUCAAAAUGGCAGCCUCUUCGAGAUUGCUGGGCUAACAGGCACCGGGAAAACGCAGUUCCUCUACACGCUCGUCGCAAAUUUGCUGAUCGAACAGCCGAACGAGCGCUGCAUGUGGCUCGACACGAACGGCUCAUUUCGACCCUCAAGGCUCAUACAAAUUCUUGAGAAUCGGGCGUAUCAGAAUCCCGCUUCCGCCCUCACUCGAAUAGCCUUCUCGCGGAUAAACGGCGCCCGAGCAUUGAUCACGGCGCUGGAGAAAAUUUCGGAGCACCUCGAUCUCGUCACCCCGGCUCUUCUCAUCAUUGACAGUUCGAUAAAUGCGCUCUACGGGACGACGUGCGGCGACUUGAGAAAUGGUCGAUCAAUUGUGACUGAAGUUCUGGAGCUGCUCGAGGAAAUCGCCACCGUGGGCACCGUGGUGAUAUCAGUAAAUGGAAUCACCACAUACGACGAUGUUCCACGGCCACAUUUGGGACAGCAAUGGGUCUCAGCAUUCGCGCGGCAGCUGGUUUUUGUGCAAAAGGAGGACGAUUCGAGGAUUAUUAGGGUUCCCAGCGGCGACGUGAACAACGGGGCGUUCGGCAUCAGCGAGCUGCCGUUCCGCAUCACCGAGGCCGGCGUCGAGGCGCAUUUCCCUGCUCACCGAGAAGAGCCAAAUCCGAUGAGGAUGACCGAAUUUUCCGAGGAUCAUCGCCAGAACAUAGAAGCGACGUUUUUAAGCAGCAUUGUCGAAUUUUUCCAACUGAACGAGCCGAAGAAGCUGACGAUGGGACGCCAAUUAACGAAAUUAAACGACUCUUACCUUCACAGUGCCUACGUCACCUUCAAGGAGUUAUGCCCGUCCAGUGAAAAUUGCAGCUUGGCGCCGCCAUUUUUGGAAGCCCCUUCACAAUACAGGUUUUCAAAGUCCUACGGCCUGACGGCGUGCACCAUCUACAAAAACAUGUCCACCCUACUGACCGCGAUAAUGUGCUAUUUGCACGACAAGAAAAGAAGUCUCAACGCAAAGGCUGAUUUUUAUAGCCAGUGGGACGAUCUGAGGCCUUGCCGAAACCAAAACGAGGCCGAAGAUUGGGGCAGCGUCGAGGGCCUGAUGGGGCUGAACAUUACCGAUGUCGCCAAGUUUUCCUUGAUCCGCCAUCCGCUCGAAAAAUUCAUCACAGAGAAGAGCUGCAUGGAAUGCCUGGACCUGAAUUGCAUCCUCGACAAACUCCUCCAAUUCGCAGAGGAUUUUCGAGCAAAGCGGAGAUGGGGAAGGAAUCCGAGGCGUCACCUCAAUGCCCAUUUCCUGCCGCAAAAUUGGCACUGCGACUUCGGCACGAUGCUUGUAGAAUAUGAGUUGAUCCGCUAUAGCAGUGAGGAGGACCAGAAGAUGAUCGCCGACCUGGAGAAGGUUUUUCGAAAUGUGCAUGUGACAGAAGAAGAGAUUUCUUACUGCCUUCCUGACCCUGAUAAUCUAACUAAAGACGAAGCUGAAGUUGAUGAAACGAUUGUCGAACAGCGCAAAACCAUCGAAAUCGAUUUUCUCGACGACUUGGAGCUGUAUUUCGGGCUAUCCGAGGCUCACAGAUUGACGUUCCAACGUCAAUUAUCGACUUUCGAAGACGGUCCCUUGAUCAAUGCCUACGAGGUCUUCAAAGAGUUAUGCCCAUCCAAGCACGCCUGCGAAUUGGCAGCACCAUUUUUGAACAUACCGUCGCAGUAUCGGUUUGCUACACAUUACAACCUAACCGCCUGUACCAUCUACAAAAAUAUGUCGACGCUUCUCACCGCGAUUAUGUGCUAUUUACACGACCAAAAACGAAGCCUGAAUGCGGAGACCGAUUUCUUUACGCAAUGGGACGAGUUGAGACCGUGUCUCGGCAUUAAUGAAGCGGAUCGCUGGCCAAAAGUACCGCGAUAUAUGAGGAAGAAGACAGAAGAUAUCAAGAAAUUUUCGCUGGUUCGGAAUCCGUUAGAACGGUUUAUGUCUGCCUAUGUGAACAUAUGCUUGGAUCGAGCUCGAUGCCAAGAAUGCCAGGAUCUAGAGUGUAUCCUCGACAAACUCCAAAACUACACAAGCGACUAUCAACAAACUAGCGUCUGGUCAAGGCGAAACGAGCAUGUGAAUGCGCAUUUUAUGCCCCAGAAUUGGCGCUGCGAAUUCGGCUCAAUGCUAGAGGAAUAUCACUUAAUCCGAUACUCUAGUGAAGACCAGAAAAAGUUGCUCGACGAUCUUACACAAUAUUUUAAAGGCGUAGGGGUCGAUGAAGAGAGUAUAGCUUACAUAACACAGCAACUCACAUCCGGAAAAACCCCACACGCAACGGCUGGCAAGGAAAAGCGCAAAAUAGAACUCCAGAAGCUCCUCUCUACCCCGGAACUGAUGCGAAAAUACAUGAAGCUGUAUUUCUUUGAUUAUUUGGUGCUGGGAUACGAGAUGCCAGAAGCAAGGCUGCUGGGAUCGGGCCAUGCGGUCCUAGAUUGUGUGAAGGAGUGGACGUUGUGCCCGGGAAAAGACGGUGUCCUCCUCUGCACCCUGAAGCAAUAUCUCGUCGAUCCGGAAUCCGGAACAUGCGAAUUCCAAGGCUGCCCUCUGGGCCAGGUGGAGGUGACAGUCAGCGGCAAGAGGAGCUGCGUGCCGCUGAAUCGCAUCGUUAAUGGCAGUCUCACUUCUAAAUGGCAGUGGGAUGGCUGUUCUAAGCAGUUCUACAUCAACUGCGGCAACUAUUUGCCAGUUUGCGUCAAUGCCGAUACGUUGACGUCAUAUAACGUCAGCGCGGGAGGCUGCGUUACCGAAGGCUGCCCUCCUACGACGCACCCGUGCAAAGUAGAAAACGGAACGGAAUGCCUUUACUACGACGACCUGAAGGAGGUCAUCCUGAAACGCGGGGUCGACGAGUGCAUCCGUGCCACGGCUGAAGAGAAGGCUGCUGCGAGGGCUACUGUUCCGCCGGCCGCCCAGGAGAAGACCGAGCCAAAAGGCUGCCCCAUCGGCCACCAUCCAUGUUCCAUCCGCGAGAAGGGCGACAAGAAAAUCUGCAUGCCCUACUGGCAUAUCAAGUCCGUCGGCGACCACGACAGCUGCCAGCUCGUCAACCCCAACGAGUUGCCGAACCUGAAGCCGGCGAAGGAGUGUGCGGGGCUGAAGAACACGUUGGCCUGUUGGGCGGCCAACGACGACUACACGUGCAUCGGCUUCGAGCGGAUCAACUCGAUGACCGUCGACAAGCAGAACAAGACCAUCUGCACAUUUGCAAAAUGCACCGGAGAAGAUGCCCUCUUGUGUAGCGCCGAGUGCCAAAGCAUCCAUGAGGUCAAGAGGGUGCUGCCGGGAGGAGAGUGCGAAUUCCGCACCCUCCGCCGUGGCCAGAUCAUCAUGAUCAUCUCGUGCUCCAUCAUCGGAACCGUGGCCGUGAUCGCUAUUGUGGCUCUGCUCACCCGCGUCGUCAUCCUCCAGAAGAACCGGAACAAGCCGAUCGAGCAUCGCCCGUCCAGCAUGGAGAACAAGCACCAGGAUGGUGACAGCAACGAGAAGCGCCCAUUCCUGCCCUCCAAGAACCCGAAGGCCUUCAACGAGAAGCCCCAAGUC
Mesorhabditis spiculigera is the source of this 3675-nucleotide messenger RNA. Lineage: Eukaryota; Metazoa; Nematoda; Chromadorea; Rhabditida; Rhabditidae. The record is from the annotation of a GenBank genome assembly.